AUGUCAAGUGUACAAGAACAAACUCAUUAUAACGAUGUUAUGAGUAGUGACGGUGAGGAUGAGGAUGUUGAGAUGGUAGAUCCUUUGGAUGACUCUACAACUGUUGAUUGUGCACCUGCACCCGUUUCAGGUGAAAAGGAACAUAAACUUAGAUCUGAUAAAGGUGGAACCUCAUCUAUGAAAAGGCAUAAGUGCCGUGAACGUCAUUCUCAGGACAUAAGGCAAAUGAUUUUAUCUGCAAAGAAUGGCCAGUUGUCUUCCCGCGUACGCAAAAUUGAUCAGAUGAAGUUUCGAGAUCUUAUUUCAGAAUUACUCAUUGCAAGAAAUGUCCCAUUGGCUUUGGUGGAGUGGAAAGAAUUUAGGGACAUAUCAAGGAAUACUGGGAAAGUCGAUAUUUUCAAAAAACAUAAUGCACGAAAAGAAGUUAUUCGAAACAUAUUGAAACUUGCUCCAGGUAGGAUGUGUCUAACAUCAAACAUGUGGACCUCUGUUACGACUACAGGGUAUAUGAGCUUAACUGUCCAUUUUCUUGAUCAAAAUUGGGAAUUAAAGAAGUAUCUACUAAAUUUUUGUGAACUUCCACCACCUCAUACAGGUGAAAACCUUUCUGCCAAGCUAUUUGAAAUGAUAAAAGAUUGGGGAAUUGAAGAAAAAGUAUCCAACAUCACCUUGGAUAAUGCUGCAAAUAACGGAGCUUGUGCUAUUAUUGUAAAAGAUGGACUUGUGAAGAUUGAUCCAGUUGUGCUAAAGAUAAGAAAGUCAGUGAAGUCGCUUAAAAAGUCCCAAGUAAGAAAACAAAAAUUCUUGGACAUUGUUGAUACUUUAGGAAUGUCUGUAGUAAGAAGGGGUAUUCGUCAAGAUGUUAAGACAAGAUGGAAUGCAACUUAUCUUAUGUUAGACAGUUGUCUUGUGUAUAGAAGUGUUUUCGCUCACUUGAAGGAGGUGGAUUCAGACUAUAAAGACUGUCCAACUGACGAAGAAUGGGAUCAAAUUGAAGUGGUCACAAAGUUUCUCAAGACGUUUUAUGAUCUCACAACUUUGUUUUCUGGUAGUAAGGACAUCGUGAAAGAGAUGCAACAAAAGUUUAACAUUUAUUGGGAGAACUUAAGUCCUAUAUUGGCUAUGACACUUGUGUUAGAUCCUAGAUUGAAACUGAAGUAUCUAAACUUUGCUUACUCCAAGUUGUAUCCUGAUGAAUAUGCUGCAGCACAGGAAAGUGGUGGUGAUCUGCAAUCUGACUUGUCAGAGUUGGAUCAAUAUCUUAGCGAGAAAUAUGGAUUUGAACAACGAUUUCCAAUACUUUCAAGAAUAACAGGGGAUAUUUUGUCAAUUCCUAUUUCAACCGUGGCUUCGGAAUCUGCAUUCAGCAUUGGUGGAAGGGUAAUUGAUCUGUUUCGCAGUUUUUUAUUACCUGAAAAUGAUGAGGCGUUGAUAACAACUCGUGAUUGGAAACAUGGAGUUGGAAACGAAAAUAUGGAUGAAGACAAUGAGAUUAUUGGAGAAGAUGUAUUAGGAUUUGAACUUGGUGCAGUAGAGGAUAGGGCAGAGGAGGAUGGGGAAGAAGUGGUUAUUAAUAUCUUUAUUGUUGCACUUGGUGAUACAAAAUACAAACAAUGGUAUUACUACGGUUUCGAAGGUUUUUUUUUCUUUUUUGAAGAUAUCAUCGACUGA
Molecule: messenger RNA, 1671 nt
Organism: Papaver somniferum (opium poppy)
Lineage: Eukaryota; Viridiplantae; Streptophyta; Magnoliopsida; Ranunculales; Papaveraceae
Product: zinc finger BED domain-containing protein DAYSLEEPER-like
Exons: 11
Coding region: 1-1671 (556 amino acids)
Molecular function (GO): protein dimerization activity; DNA binding
Source: RefSeq, a predicted model, not a curated record